UGCAAACAAACAAAAAAUAAAUCUCAAGUUUCUAGUCCGACAGGCAGUUAGUGGGUGUGUGUGGUUGCCAUGACACUGAGGCGCAUGGAUGUAUACAUGUAAACCAAUUUCUGCUGUACAGACCAGUUUCUAGAGAAAACUUGGAGUGGAAAUACGUUGACAACAACCAUGCAAAAUGAUGGAUCUGGAGAAAACACUGAUGAGCUGCUCUCUGCAGAUGUGGAUGAGGGGGUUGAUGUUUAUGGGCUUAUACCCGUGGCAUUGUCCCAUGACCACUGCGAUGUACUACUGGAUGCAAUAGAUGCACAGCUGAGUCAUCUACAGUUCCACAGCCAAAGCCAAAUGCAUGCCGGAAACUCCAAGAGAUAUGACUUUCCUUUCUCAGGCUAUCUAGAUCGGAGUCAGUCUGUAAGUAAAGACACAGGCUUGGGAAGCACUGUUCCAACCAACGAUAAAACACCAUCCAACCCUGACUGGACUCCUUUAGGAGGCAAAGAUGACCAAACAGAACACCAGACAAUGGAGAUUAUGAAGGUUGGAGCCUCAGUUCCAGAUGUGUGGCAUCCUGAGGGAGAUGGCAGCUUGAGCUCAGUGUCCAGGGUAGAGCAGUGUCGUUGGAGGCUGGAGAGGCUUCUUGGGAGAAGCGCUGAGAUUAAAGGGAUAGGAAACGAGGAGGAUGAAUUCACUAUGGACAGCGUCUGCACUGAGGACUUCUCAACACGCUUCAGAGAGGAAAUGCUGAUCCUGCCAGCCUCAGCCCCAGGUGCUCCCAUUAACACUGCAGAACUCACUGAGGAACGAUCGAAAAAUCAAUCACAGCAUUUAUCCAGAACACCAAUAAAACACCUGGCAGGAAUGCCCAUGCAGAGUUUUGAUUCAGUCACCAUAGACACUGAUCUGGACACAGUGUGCUCAGAACAGGUUCGACAGCACCUGAAGUCUGCACUCAGCAACAGGACAGUCACACACUUUGCAGAAUAUGCUGACAGAGUAAACUCUGACCAGGAAUAUAAUCCAAAAUAUGCCUUACAUCUGAGCAAAGAAAAUGGAUUCUGUACAGGACAAACCAUCCAAAACAAUAUCCAGUCCUUCAGCUCUGAUGAUGAGAGAACUGUUGAGGAGUCGAGCAGUGAAGGUGCUGUGUCUAAACUUUACUACAGAAGCAGGAGACAUUCAUCUGGCAAGAAGGGGAAGAGGAGGAGUUCAUACCAGAGCAGAAGGAAUGGCUUCCACAUUAGCACAGAAAGGGCUCGGGACAAGAGCAGAAUAGAUGGAGAUCAACUCAAAGAGCUGAGGAUGUCACUUACUCAGCUUCAACAACAAAAAACAGCUACACUUCAUACUCUGAAGAAGCUGAGAGAGGAAAUGGAUCAAGCUAAGAGAGAGCAGCUUUCUCUACAGCUCAGUGUGAGGGACAGCAGAGCACAGGCCCAGAACAUCACGUAUGAGCUACACAGACUGCAGGCCCAGAGGGAAUUAUGUUUGAAGGAGGUCAGGGUUCUGCAGGAACAACAGUGUGUAAGCCGCAGUGUGUCUGUUUUGGAAAGAGAGGAGAUGGACAGACUACUGGGUAAUGCUAAAUCUGACCUGUUCUCAGAACAGAGGCGUUUCAGACACACACUAGACUCUAUUCAGGAGAGGCUGGAUGAGGUGAAUCAGGAACUGGAGCAGAAGGAGGAGGACUGCAGGGCUCUCCAACAGAAAUGCAGUGAGCUAGAGGAGCAGCUGGCUGAUACGAUCCGAGAAAAAGAACAAACAAAAGAGUCUACCCAGAAAGACCUAGAGCAGCAAGUGAAGCGUUUUGGAGCAAUGGAGCGAAUUGUUGCCCAGAAGGAGCUUCUUUUGCAGGGUGCCGAAGAAGCAAAGGAAGCCCUUCUUCUGGAGCUCUGUUCACUGAGAGAGGAGCACAGCUUAAAGCUGAGAGAAAUACAGACCAGGACAAAAAAGGAUAUGGAGGAAGAGAUUGAACAACUGAAAUUACAGUUAACCAAAAGCCACAAAGAGGAGCUUCAAAAGGUGCGUCAGCAGGCGGAUGAGUUGAGAUCAGCUGCUCUCAGUGAACAAGCUCAAACCCACAAACAGAGCCUGGACUCCUUACACAACUGCAUCCAGGUGAAAGAUGAGGAGGUAAAGAGGCUAAAAGAGGCUCUAGAGCAACAUGAAGAGAAGAUGAGGAGGCAAGCAGAGGAACUCAGAAGACAAACUCAGGAAAAGAUUCACAAGUCUGUGAAGCGAGAGGAAAGGAAGUGGGAGGAACAGCGAGAGAAGGCUCUGAAAGAGCAGCGUGGGACUCUGGAGCAGCAAAUAGAGGAGGCAGUGAAGAGAGGGAGCGCAGAAGUAGAAAAAGAGAGAAGGAACGCACUGGCCUUACAGAGUAAAGUGAUUGAGCUUCAGAGAGAGGCAGAGAAGGAGGCGGUACGUCUGAAAAAAACUUUGCAGCGCUCUGAAAAGGAGCUUCAGGAGCUGAGGACAGCCGUCACCGAGAAAGACCAAAAACACCAGAGAAGAGCAGCCAGACACGAGCAGCAGAACAGACGCUGGGCGCAGGACAUACACGUUGAGUGCGUAUGCCUGCAGGAGUUGCUAAAACAAAAUGGCCUGACUGUUGAAAACAAGCACUCGUCAGAGAGUCCUAUAGUGAGUGAAACUCUUCAGACCCUGCAGUCCCUCACAAAGGCCCUACAACAGCUUAUUAAUGAUCUAAAAAAUGAGCUCAACUCACAGAGACGUGCUGCACUGCAACUCAGCCGAGAAAAGGAGCAAGAGCUAAAUCUGCAGAAACAGCAGUUGACGCAGGAAAAGGAACGAGCACUGGCUGCUCUAAAAGAGAAACUCAUACAGGAGCACAUUGAGGAAAUGAGCAGCCUAUCUCGAGCCCAGCUGCACAUGAACAAUGAUGAUACAGACAGACUGUGUGUCCAUCUGCGCAGGCAGCUGCGGGCUAAAGAUGAUGAGCUCAGACAGGUGCAGAACAACAUGGCACAGUGGAAAGACAAAACCACUACAAGACUCGCACACAAAUUUGAGCUGGAGCUUAACGCAGAGUUGGAGAGGAGGGUUCCAAAGCCCAGAGCAGAGCAGCAGAAGAGACUGGAGAGACUGGAGAAUGAGAUGAGACAUCUGACUGGGCAGUGCCAAGACUACAACGAAUCCCAGUUGACCUCUACUGCUCUUCAGGGUGGCACGGACUUCCAAAACUCCAGAGUCACCCAAGACCUGACCUCAUAUAAACUGCUGCGGCACCUCCAGAGUCGAAUCCGCCAGCUCCAAGCAGAGAGCCAGACCGACUGCCCCAGCCCAGUGAAGUGGGACAGGGAUCCCAGGGACUUGGGCGGCUCUUAUUUGGACACGAUCGCUCCAGCCCAGGAAAGCUAUAAGACAGAGGAUCACUUACCAGCAAAGACCAUUUCCAGUUAACAUUUACUUUCAACUUAAUCCUAGAAUUUGUCCAUUAAAUUGUUGAUUUUAUAGGGAAACCAUGUAUAAGAAAAUUACUUAAUACCACCUCUGUGGAGCUCAUAAGCAAUGUUCUUGGUCUGGAUGGACAGAACUUAGCACUUUAUUGUAGGUGAAUGUUUAAUUCAGGUGUGUUAAAGAUCAAAGGAUGAACUUUGACAUGAAAUGAACGGAAUUCUCGGACUCAGAAUUCUGCUUGAGUUUACUACGAAAUAGUGAAUAAAUCUAGUAUGUAGCUAACAGAAUUUACAACUGGACAUAACUAUUACACUGUUACAAAUAACUGUUUCACUUGUUAUACUUUGCAGGAUAUGAAUUUCUUUGUGAUUUUUUAUAGAACUAAUUAUUGUACUUGAUCAACAUUCCUGAAAUCAGUGACAAUUCAUGAUGUUGUACAAAUGUUGUUUUCUGCAUAAAUAAAAAGUCACAAGCAAAGAAUUAUGUGUCAAACUGAUUUUAUUGAAAUACAAGUCUGCCUUUGUCAGUGUGAUACGGUCAAUAUUUACAAAUUUUAUAUUUUGACAUCUGCCAAAAUGUAUAAAUCUCAAAAAGGUCAAAUUAAACAUUUAAACAACAAUUUAGGCCAAUGGUUAAACCAACUGCAAAAUGGAUUUCCAGCUUAUUUUACUGUUGUUUAAGAAUUACAGCCAGACUAAUAAGUGCUAUUUGUUCUUUACCUAGAUAAACUGAGCCAGGUAAUAUGAUCGACUGAAAUCAAUAGGUUGAUUUUAUAUAUGUAUAUCCAUGCAUCCCUUCGAAUAAUCAUUUUUCUGUCUGUAUAGAAGGUUAAACCGGCUGCUGUCUCUUCAAGAGCACAUGACGAUCCUUCCUCACUCAAACUAGAAUUCCCUACAUGAAAUGCAUCAAUCAUUACUUUCCAUAACAACAGCAUCUAGAAAAAACAAUAUGGACACCAUGAAUAACAAAUUAAAAGGAGUCUCAAGUUUUGACCAGUUGGAUGUCUGCUAAAAAGAAAAUAUUACAUGUACUGUGGCAGAUUUGAAUCUGUACACAGACUACUAGUACACCGCAAUAAUACUAACUGCAUAAAAGACAAAACUAAAAUAUUCUUGCAUUGUUAACCAGUACAUGUUUGAAUGUGUACGGCGCAGAGCUAUCGACAGCAAACAGAGUGAAUAUUAAUUUGCAACUGUACUGCAGGAAAAAACAAAAAUCACUGACCACAUUCACUUAGGAUACUUC
Messenger RNA from Ctenopharyngodon idella (grass carp), 4659 nucleotides. Its product is annotated as trichohyalin. The transcript has 28 exons. The record is from RefSeq and is a predicted model, not a curated record. NCBI's taxonomy places the organism in Eukaryota, Metazoa, Chordata, Actinopteri, Cypriniformes, Xenocyprididae. Bases 169 to 3417 code for a protein of 1082 amino acids.